This is a messenger RNA of Cataglyphis hispanica, 1344 nucleotides long. RefSeq names its product S-adenosylmethionine mitochondrial carrier protein-like. The record is from RefSeq and is a predicted model, not a curated record. Lineage: Eukaryota; Metazoa; Arthropoda; Insecta; Hymenoptera; Formicidae. Bases 383 to 1222 code for a protein of 279 amino acids. Gene Ontology annotation, cellular component: mitochondrial inner membrane. The transcript has 6 exons. Gene Ontology annotation, molecular function: S-adenosyl-L-methionine transmembrane transporter activity.
AAAGGCCAUUGCACGUUAAAAAAUUUUAGUCGUAAUCAUAAUGCCGUAAGAAAAUUGACCAAUCACAAACAUUCUAAAACAUAAUAAGAAUGUUUGAACUGUGAUUGGUUGAUUUACUUACGGCUUUACAAUUAUAAUUAAAAUUUUUUAACGUGCAAUGGCCUUAAGUUCUAAGUUUGCCUAAGUUCUUGACACAUUGAAAAUGAGUAUAUAUAGAUUAAAUUUCGUCGAGACAAAAGUAGUUUAUAAAACAAUUUUUUUCACACGAUUAUAUAUUUUGCACAGCGGAGUCGAUUGACGAGACGUAUUACAUUAGUACUGUAAUUAUACGGAAGUUGUGUGUGUGUUUUUUGCAGGUAAGAAUAAUUUGCACGAAAACAAAAUGACGAAAAGCGAGAGAAAAACGGAAGGAACCGGCGUGCGAAAUGUUUUUGUUACUUCACUUAUUGCAGGAGGUGCCGCGGGAACAUUUGUGGAUAUUACAUUAUUCCCGCUAGAUACAUUGAAAACUCGAUUGCAGAGUGUGCAAGGAUUUUUGAAGGCUGGAGGUUUCACAGGUCUUUACAGAGGAAUUUAUCCAGUCAUAGUUGGUUCGGCACCAACAGCUGCUUUAUUCUUUUUAACAUAUGAAGAAAUUAAAGCCAUAAUGCAGCCAAAGAUUUCCACAAAGUACUGUACAGUACUUCAUAUGGGAGCAGCAACAUUAGGAGAAAUGGUAGCAUGUUUAAUACGAGUUCCUGUGGAGGUCAAAAAACAGAGAAAACAGGCACUGAUACACGACAAGGAAUCACUUGGUCUUAAAUUAUUGUACCGUGGGUAUUGGAGUACAGUGUUACGAGAUACGCCUUUUAGUAUUGUACAGUUUCCAUUAUGGGAAUAUUUGAAGAAGCUCUACAGUUUGCAUAUCAAGAGAAAAAUAUAUCCAGUGGAAAGUGCAAUCUGCGGUGCAAUUUCAGGAAGCAUCUCUGCAACUGUUACGACUCCAUUGGAUGUUGCUAAAACGAGGAUAAUGCUCGCUAACAGAACAAUGCUUUCAUCACAACUGACAAUCCUAAAUGUACUUCAUGAAACAUAUAUAGAAAAUGGUUUUCGUGGACUAUUUGCUGGUCUUGGACCAAGAAUAACGUGGAUCACAUUGGGAGGUUUUAUAUUCUUUGGAGUUUAUGAAAAAGCAAGAGUUCUCACAGAAAAUAUUUUCAAUGCUACAAUAAUAACUACGUGAAUUUAUAUUAUAUCAUAAAAAAAAAGUUAUAUAAUAGUGAAUUAUUAGAUAUAUAUUGUUAUUUGAAACAUGUAUAAAAAAUUUAUUUUUUUCAAUGUACAAUAAUAUAUUUAUUUUUCCUA